GGAGUAGGCAAAUCAACGAAUUUGGCGAAAAUUUGUUUCUGGCUCAUAGAAAAUAAUUUCCGCGUGCUUAUUGCUGCGUGUGAUACGUUCAGCCGGUGCAGUUGAGCAACUGAGGACCCAUAUGCGUCAUUUAAACGCUCUUCAUCCACCAGAGAAACAUGGAAAUAUGUCUAUGGUUCAGUUGUAUGAAAAAGGGUAUGGGAAGGAUGCUGCUGGUAUCGCCAUGGAAGCGAUUCGUUUUGCUAAGGACUCGAGAUUCGACGUAGUCUUGGUAGACACCGCUGGUCGAAUGCAAGAUAACGAACCGUUGAUGAGAGCCUUGGCCAAGUUGAUCAAAGUAAACGAGCCAGAUUUAGUACUCUUCGUCGGUGAAGCUCUCGUUGGAAACGAGGCUGUUGAUCAAUUAGUGAAAUUCAAUCAAGCGUUAGCCGAUCAUAGUCAAUCCACCAAUCCUCAUAUCAUUGACGGAAUCGUGUUAACUAAAUUUGAUACAAUCGAUGAUAAGGUAGGCGCAGCGAUUUCUAUGACAUACAUUACUGGGCAACCAAUCGUUUUUGUUGGUACAGGACAAACUUAUACAGAUUUAAAAUCAUUAAACGCGAAAGCGGUAGUUCACGCUUUAAUGAAGUAAUUGUUGAUUCGAAUAAUAAAACGAUAUUAAAUUUAUUACAUAAAUGAUUCAAACUUUAAUAGAUUAUUAUUAAUAAAUUCAGGGGAUAAUUAUAUACAAAAAGAUUUAGCAGAAGUAAUAUAUUAUUGUGUCUAAAUAAGUACUGUUCUUAAUGUAUGUAUAAUUAUGUCUUACCAAUUAUGUUACGUUAAAUGAUUUGAUAAAUGCUAUCAUAAAAUCCUUAGAGACGCUCGCGUACUAUCCUUAGUCGAUUUAUGUUGCAAAUGGUUUAAUGUACAAAUUUAUAGACAGUUUUCUAAAAAAUAUAAAUGAUGGAAUUAAAGAGCAAGGAUAUGCUUCCAUAUUUCAAUUAA
Messenger RNA from Megachile rotundata (alfalfa leafcutting bee), 984 nucleotides. It is a transcript of the gene SrpRalpha, whose product is annotated as signal recognition particle receptor alpha. Gene Ontology annotation, molecular function: signal recognition particle binding; GTPase activity; GTP binding. Gene Ontology annotation, cellular component: endoplasmic reticulum membrane; signal recognition particle receptor complex. Gene Ontology annotation, biological process: intracellular protein transport; SRP-dependent cotranslational protein targeting to membrane. The record is from RefSeq and is a predicted model, not a curated record. NCBI's taxonomy places the organism in Eukaryota, Metazoa, Arthropoda, Insecta, Hymenoptera, Megachilidae.